AUGAAGACGGGCAUUUAUAUUUUGAUCGCCGUCCUCAAUGCCGCAGCAGCGGGUGCUUGUGUGGGAUCAGCUUCAGGUGUGCAGGGUGUUCACGGGCGUGACGUACGCCAUACCCUGGAUGCAAAAGCUUCCUCGAAGAAGAGGGGUAUCUUAUAUGAUCUGCUCCGCAAGACUUGUGUGAAGAAGAAAAACCGGGGAUUAGCAAGCUUUGCGCCUCCUUUACCCCAUCGCAAGCACCUCAUCGUGCUCGAGGGUAUCCUGCCUGUGUGGUUCUCGACUCUUUAG
Messenger RNA from Penicillium subrubescens, 285 nucleotides. RefSeq lists its product as uncharacterized. The record is from RefSeq and is a predicted model, not a curated record. Bases 1 to 285 code for a protein of 94 amino acids. NCBI's taxonomy places the organism in Eukaryota, Fungi, Ascomycota, Eurotiomycetes, Eurotiales, Aspergillaceae. The transcript has a single exon.